AUGUUGUCGGUCAAUGAAGUUUCUUAUCCUGGUGGUGGCUCCAAUUUGCCAGAACCUAGUCAGACAUGCAUGAACCUCAAGAAGUCCUAUCAGUCAGAUGACGAUAUCUCGUUCAGCUCAGCACCUGAAGCACCUACAACAGAUGCAGACAGCCUUUCAGUUAGUGACCCAACUAAAUAUGAUAACUUCAAACAGGACAUUUUGAGCAACCCUGACAUUCAAGGAUUUCAAGCCAUCGAACCCUCAGAUGUUUGCGACAACAUGCGUCCAUCAACAGUUUUGAGAAAUCCAACCUAUUUGAAAGACUAUGAGACCAAUUAUUCUGAUUCAUUAAGUGACUAG
Ceutorhynchus assimilis (cabbage seed weevil) is the source of this 342-nucleotide messenger RNA. NCBI's taxonomy places the organism in Eukaryota, Metazoa, Arthropoda, Insecta, Coleoptera, Curculionidae. The record is from the annotation of a GenBank genome assembly.